This is a messenger RNA of Adineta ricciae, 2130 nucleotides long. The record is from the annotation of a GenBank genome assembly. Lineage: Eukaryota; Metazoa; Rotifera; Eurotatoria; Adinetida; Adinetidae.
AUGAUAUUCGUGGUUCUUGUUCUUCAAUUAUUGUUGUGUUCGUUCGCCGAAACUAAACCAAAAUUAACGCAGGAUGAAUUUUUCAAUUAUGUUGAUUAUCCAACUGUCAGUGUUUCUCCAACGGGUGAGUAUUUAUUCUAUGAAGAGAUGAGACCAUCAUGGGAAACGAAUUCCUUUGUACGAAAGUUAUGGUUGUAUGAUAUUCGUCAACAACAAAAACGAUUGAUUACCGCAGAUUCAACAGACUUUUUCUUUCCCAUGUGGUCGCCAAGUGGAAAAUGGAUCACAUUUUUUGUCAAUAAUCAUUUGAUGGCAAAUACCUCUCGACGUUCAUUAGAAAGAUCAGAAACAGCCGACCAGUACAUGUACUUCUAUUCAGUCAGCACAAACAAAAUCAUUCCCGUUCAGAUCCAGAACAUUCAACCAUCAGUUGCAACAUGGUCAAACAGCGAUACAGUUCUCUACAUUGUAGGACCAGGAUUAUCAUCCAGAGAAGAAGAUGAUGCAUAUCGAAAAGAAUGGAAAGAUGUAAUUAAUUAUCGGCAAACUAAACCGGGAGAAGGAAGUACUAUCUAUGAAAUCAAAAUUGAUACAACGGAUUCACUUAUAUCCGCAGAGUUAAGUAUUGUGUACAAUGCAUCUUUGCUAAUCAAUGAACUUUUGUAUGUUUCGUAUGAAGAACAACUUGUUUUCACAUCCAAAAGUAGAGUCUACGAAGAUUUGGAUAACUUCGAGAUUUAUUCGAUUCAUUUGAAUCAACCAUCAUCGUCAUUCUUGAGACUAACUUCUCUGGAGGGAAUUGAGCAAAAUUUACAAUUAUCGAAUGAUGGAAAACAUAUUUUAUUCCGUCUAUGGGCUUUGAGUUCAGGUCGAAUUCAAACGACGCAACGACGACUCUAUUCUUUGGAUUUAAUCACACUACAGAUUGGUCGACUGGGUGCAAAUUUCAAUGGAGUUAUUACAGAAUUUACAAUUAAACCUGACGGCGGAGUGUAUUUUAUCGGACAAUUGGGACUCAAUGUUCAAGUUUAUACUCAAGAAUCGCUGACAGAUGAUGUAAUGUAUCGACAAGGAUGGAAUGGAACGUAUGAACGGUUUUCUUCGCCAUCGAAUCGAACAGGUGGACCGAUUGCAUUCGCUUUUUCGUCACUUGAACGACCCAAAGAAAUUUAUCUAGCGGAAAGUAUUGAUCGACUUGGAUUUGCCAAAACAAUUACAGAUGAAAACCGAUUAUUUACACAGCGUGACUUGCCACACGCAACAGCAUAUCAUUGGAGAAAUACCGAAGACAAUCGCGAAAUAGAAGGAAUUCUACAUUAUCCACCAGGAAAGUUAACUGAGAAAAAUUUACCUCUGCUAGUUCUUAUUCACGGUGGUCCGAAUGCGGCAAGUGUUAAUGAACUUCAAGCUACAUGGAAUUGGGCCACCAUGGCUGCGACGGAAGGUUGGCUCGUUCUUGAACCGAAUUAUCGCGGAUCGACUGGUUAUGGUGACGAAUUUCUUGAUGAGCUUCGUCAUCGUUUACUCUCACUGCCUGGCCAAGACAUUCUCAUGGGAGUCGAUCAGUUGAUUAAAGAUGGAAUUGCUGAUUCACAAAGACUUGCUGUCGGAGGUUAUAGUUACGGCGGAUUUCUAACGAAUUGGCUCAUCACUCAAACGACACGUUUCAAUGCUGCAUUAUCGGGCGCUGGAGGUGCUGAACAUGCUUCAGGUUGGGGAACGAUGGAUUUACCGGUACUUCUGAGUUAUUUACAUGGUGGUUUUCCUUGGCAAGUACCAAAUGUCUACAGUAGUGAGUCUCCCAUUUACCAUAUGAGUAAAGUACGCACACCAACACAUAUUGUUGUCGGAGAAAAUGAUGUGAGAGUUGAUGCAGAUCAAAGUUUUAUAUUGGAACGGUGCCUUCAUUAUCUUGGAGUGCCUGUACAGUUGUUGAUUUUACCAAAGGAAGGUCAUGCAAUUGCAAAUUAUCCUUGGAGUGGGAGAAUUAAAGUUCGGGAAGAACUUAAAUGGUUGCAUCAAUACGGAAAUCAAACAUUACCGAAAGAAUCUGCAGCCAAUAUCAUAUCUUUCUCUUUUACGUUAUUAUCAUUGGUUAUUUGCACGUUUUGUUUUUCAUUUCAGAACUGA